CCUCGGGCACCCUCCUCUGGUCCCGCGGCAGCGCGGCCCCCGCCCCCGCCAUGGACAAGAUCCUGGAGGGCCUGGUGAGCUCCUCGCACCCGCUGCCGCUGAAGCGGGUGAUCGUGCAGCGGGUGGUGGAGUCGGCCGAGCACUGGCUGGACGGCGCGCAGUGCGAGGCCCUGUUUGACCUGAGCACGCGGCUCAUCCUGGAGGGCCAGGACCCCUUCCAGCGCCAGGUGGGCCGCCAGGUGCUGGAGGCCUACGCGCGCUACCACCGGCCCGAGUUCGAGUCCUUCUUCAGCAAGACCUUCGUGCUGGGCCUCCUGCAGCGCGGCUACCACUCGCUGGACAGGAAGGACGUGGCCAUCCUGGACUACAUCCACAGCGGCCUCAAGCUCAUCAUGAGCUGCCCGUCGGUGCUGGACCUCUUCGGGCUGCUGCAGGCCGAGGUGCUGCGCAUGGUGUGCGAGCGGCCCGAGCCGCCGCUCUGCGCCCGCCUCUGCGACCUCCUGGGCGACUUCGCGCAGUGCGUGCCCAAGGGCAAGCUGGCCGUCGCCUUCUGCCAGCAGCUCGUGCGCACCAUCGGCCACUUCCAGUGCGCCUCCAGCCAGGAGAAGGAGCUGCGCGAGUACGUGUCGCAGGUGAGCCGCGUCAGCGCCCUGCUGCAGAACAUCUGGAAGGCCGAGCCCGCCACGCUGCUGCCCUCGCUGCAGGAGGUGUUCGCCAGCAUCUCCGCCACCGAUGCAGCCUCGGAGCCUUCAGUGGCAUUGGCCAGCCUGGUGCAGCACAUCCCACUCCAGAUGAUCACGGUUCUCAUCAGAAGUCUGACGACUGACCCAAAUGUCAGAGAUGCAAGUAUGACCCAAGCUCUUUGCAGGAUGAUUGACUGGCUGUCCUGGCCAUUGGCUCAGCAUGUGGACACGUGGGUGAUCGCCCUCCUGAAAGGCCUGGCUGCUGUCCAGAAGUUCACUAUUCUGAUAGAUGUUACUCUGCUGAAAAUAGAACUGGUCUUUAAUCGACUUUGGUUUCCUCUGGUGAGACCCGGUGCUCUUGCAGUUCUAUCGCACAUGCUCCUCAGUUUUCAGCAUUCUCCUGAGGCUUUCCACUUGGUGGUUCCUCAUGUGGUUAAUUUGGUUCAUUCUUUCAAACAUGACGGCCUGCCUUCUAGUACAGCUUUUCUAGUACAACUAACCGAACUGAUCCACUGCAUGAUGUAUCAUUAUUCUGGGUUCCCAGAUCUGUACGAACCUAUUCUGGAAGCAAUAAAGGAUUUUCCUAAACCCAGUGAAGAGAAGAUUAAAUUGAUUCUCAAUCAAAGUGCCUGGACUUCUCAAUCCAAUUCUUUGGCAUCUUGCUUAUCUAGACUUUCGGGAAAAUCUGAAACUGGAAAAACUGGUCUUGUUAACCUAGGAAAUACCUGUUAUAUGAACAGUGUUAUACAAGCAUUGUUUAUGGCCACAGAUUUCAGGAGACAAGUAUUAUCUUUAAAUUUAAAUGGGUGCAAUUCAUUAAUGAAAAAACUGCAGCAUCUUUUUGCCUUUUUGGCUCACACACAGAGAGAAGCGUAUGCACCGCGGAUAUUCUUUGAGGCUUCCAGACCUCCCUGGUUCACCCCACGAUCACAGCAAGACUGCUCGGAAUACCUCAGGUUUCUCCUGGACAGGCUCCACGAAGAAGAGAAGAUCUUGAAGGGCCCAUCUCUGGCCAGCCGGCCUGGAAGCCUGGAGCUAGGUGAAGCAUCCUUGCGGAACAUGGCAGGCCCAGCUGCGUUGCUCACAGAGGCCCGAGGCCCGGGCAGUGGAGAGAAGACUCUGAUCGAGAAGAUGUUUGCGGGCAAACUGUGCACGCUCGUCCGCUGCCUGAACUGCAGGAGCACCUCCCAGAAAGUGGAGGCCUUCACUGACCUCUCUCUCGCCUUCUGCCCAUCCUCCACCACAGACAACGUGGCCUUUCUUGGUCCAUCAUCGCCAACACCGCUCAGUCCUUGCUUCCCCACCACUGGGGAGCAAGGGCAGGCCGGUGGGGCGACUCCUCUGGGGGAUGCAGGUAUCUCGGACCCAGGCACUGCCACACUCAGGGACAACUCUGCCCUGGGUGAGGGCAGUGUGGGCAGCCCCAGCUCAGCCUUGCCCUGUGCCCAGAACACCUCUGGCCCCUGUGAGCCCAGUCAGGUCCUGAUGGCCCAGGAUGCACCCCCCUCAGUCACCGACUUGCUCAACUAUUUCCUGGCUCCUGAAAUUCUAACGGGUGACAACCAAUAUUAUUGUGAGAACUGUGCCUCUCUCCAGAACGCUGAAAAAACUAUGCAGAUCACAGAGGAGCCUGAGUACCUCAUCCUGACCCUCCUGAGGUUUUCCUAUGAUCAGAAAUACCACGUGCGAAGGAAAAUUCUGGACAACGUGUCCCUGCCCCUGGUCUUAGAGCUGCCCGUUAAAAGAAUGCUCACCCACUCGCCCUUGCCCGAGAGUUGGUCCUUGGAGGUGGGUUCGGCUGAUAGCAUCGAAAACCUGGCCAAGAAGUUAAAGCCUUCGGGGGCCGACGAGGCCCACGGCCCCCCUCCAGUGCCCUAUGUCCUGAGCUCCGUGGUGGUCCACUCGGGCAUCUCCUCGGAAAGCGGACAUUACUACUCCUACGCCAGGAACAUCACUGGCACCCAGCCUGAGAGUCAGAUGUGCCACCCCACGUCGGAAUCCCUGACCUUCUCGACACCCCACAACCACAGCCACAACCAUAACCAUAACCACAACCACUUCAUGGGCGGAGACAGUCCCGAAGCUGCCAUCGUAGAGCAGGAUCUAGACAAUAACGAGGUGUCCAAAGAGUGGUUCUUAUUUAAUGACAGCCGAGUGACAUUCACCUCAUUUCAAUCAGUCCAGAAAAUUACCAGUCGGUUUCCCAAGGACACAGCUUACGUGCUUUUAUAUAAAAAGCAAAACCUCACUGAGGGUUUAAGUGGGAACAGUUCAGCCAGUGGCCUCUGGGUGAAUGGAGACCCACCUCUGCAGAAAGAACUUAUGGAUGCCAUCACAAAAGAUAAUAAACUGUAUUUGCAGGAGCAAGAGUUGAAUGCACGAGCUCGUGCCCUGCAGGCUUCGUCCACCUCCUGCUCAUUCCGGCCCAAUGGAUUCGACGACAAUGACCCUCCCGGAAGCUGUGGCCCCACUGGCGGAGGCGGCGGAGGAGGGUUCAAUGCCGUUGGCAGACUCGUGUUUUGAUCCUGGGAGUCCAAACUGCACUGAAUACAAGAUAUCCAAUACUAUGACUGUUAAAAUGUCAGGCUGUUAUGAGUCAUUGUACCUCUCCUCUAUUUUUCUUUUUAUUAGAUCCUUCUACUUUUCUGAAAACAUGCUCAGUGCUUGUUUUGAUUUUUCUUGACAAUACGUUUUUGAACAAACAAACAUGCAUCAUGGGAAAGAAAAAAGAAAUCUACCUCUUAAAAGUUCCAUUUGCUUUUAUAGUUGGACAUGCUUGACCAAAAAUUGUCAGAAACAAAUAUGUACCUGGUCCCUAAUGAAGCUGCAUUAAAUUUAGUAGAAGCAUUUAAAUUUAAUUUAAAUCCU
Suncus etruscus (white-toothed pygmy shrew) is the source of this 3551-nucleotide messenger RNA. RefSeq names its product ubiquitin specific peptidase 38 (gene USP38). The transcript has 10 exons. Gene Ontology annotation, molecular function: cysteine-type endopeptidase activity; cysteine-type deubiquitinase activity. Gene Ontology annotation, cellular component: nucleus; cytosol. The record is from RefSeq and is a predicted model, not a curated record. NCBI's taxonomy places the organism in Eukaryota, Metazoa, Chordata, Mammalia, Eulipotyphla, Soricidae. Gene Ontology annotation, biological process: protein deubiquitination; ubiquitin-dependent protein catabolic process. The coding region runs from base 51 to 3206 and encodes 1051 amino acids.